UUUGUUUUGAGUUUUGAUACAUAUUUCAAAAUAAUUUUAUUUCUUACUUAUUUCUAAUAGUAAUGUUAAAUUUUAUAAUGGGUUUAAUAUUGAUGCACAAUUAAACUAAUGUAUUAGAGCAAACAAUUAAAAAUGGCGUGUUAAAAUAAGUAAAAAUAUAAUACGUACUUGAAGCAAAAAUUACAAUGCGUCGAGGUUGGAGAGGACGGUACAGAAAUAAUUGGAACAGGAGUAAUAAAAGCAAUAACGGCCCCUGUCGUAGUGAUGGUAGUCGUAGUUUCAAUACCUCUACAUUAUCUGGUAGUGGUGCGUCAACGUCGGCGUCUUCGAGAGCUCCUGCUAAUCAAGCUCCUAUAACAAUACCCAUUCAUUCAGACAAAAAUGUUUGCAAACUGUAUUUUCCUACAGAAGGGGAUCCACCAAACACUGAUGUAAAAGAAAAUAUUAAAACAUUCAAAAGUUAUAUAGAAAAGAAUAGAAGUUUAUUUGAUUUGGAAAAAAUUGACCAAAACCGCAGCGUCUCCUUAGAUGUACAAGCACUGUUCAGUGAUGAAGAAUUCAAAAACAAGUGGUCAACUUUCCAAACAGAUCUAUUUGAAAAACCUGAAACAACCUUAAGGAUUUUAGAAUUUAGUUUACAUGAAACACUCAAAUGUGAGUACAGAAUCCGGGUCAGAAUAUUAAACCAUGAACCUGUUAUUGCUAUUGCCAAUCUUAAAGUUAACUAUUUUGGGAAGUUAGUAACAAUAAAGGGCACAGUGAUAAGAAUUGGCAGUGUUGGCCUAAUAUGCAACUCCAUGGCCUUUGAGUGCAGCAGUUGUCAAAGUGUACAAGCUGUCAUGCAACCACAAGGUCUAUUUACAGCACCAAAUUUGUGUCAAAGCUGCAAAAGUGGUCACAAGUUUGAGCCCCUACUAUCGUCCCCUUUCACAAAUACCAUGGACUGGCAAGUUGCUAAAAUACAAGAAAUACAGUCACAGAGUUUAUCUGGCACCAUUCCUAGAACCGUUGAAAUAGAGCUUCAAGGUGAUCUUGUUGGCACUGCAUGUCCGGGUGAUGUACUUUCUGUCACUGGCAUUGUACAGGUUCGAGGAGAAAGUAAAGGCGGUGAAGAUGGGCGAAGGGCAGCGCGACUGUUGCAGUUGUAUGUGGAGGCUGUUUCCAUACACAGUCAGAGGAAUCUCAGCAACCCUACUUUGUCAUUUACGCUGAAGGAUUACUACGCAAUCCAGGAAAUCCAUGCCUCAGAGGAUGUAUUCAGACUUCUGGUACACUCUCUGUGCCCCUCCAUAUUCGGCCACGACGCAGUCAAGGCGGGCCUCAUACUGGGCUUGAUGGGCGGCACGGAGACCGACAGCGGCACGCGCUGCAACCCGCAUGUGCUGGUGGUGGGGGACCCGGGGCUGGGCAAGUCGCAGCUGCUGCAGGCGGCGGCUCACGCUGCUCCUAGAGGCGUAUACGUAUGUGGCGCUUCGGCGUCAGCGGGCGGCUUGACCGUGGCGCUGGGCCGCGAGGCGGGCGGGGACUUCGCCCUGGAGGCCGGCGCCCUAGUGCUGGCAGAUAGGGGUGUGUGUUGUGUGGACGAGCUAGACAAGAUGACGACUCAUCACAGCAGCCUGCUAGAGGCCAUGGAGCAGCGGCGAGUGAGCGUCGCCAAGGGGGGCGUGGUUUGCAGUCUGGCUGCGCGAGCCACGGUGCUGGCCGCAGCCAACCCCGCCGCUGGGAGCUACAACAGGUGCGAUGCUAUUGUACAAUUUGUGUACAUGACGGUUCAUCACAGCAGCCUGCUAGAGGCCAUGGAGCAGCGGCGAGUGAGCGUCGCCAAGGGGGGCGUAGUUUGCAGUCUGGCUGCGCGAGCCACGGUGCUGGCCGCAGCCAACCCCGCCGCUGGGAGCUACAACAGGUGCGAUGCUAUUGUACAAUUUGUGUACAUGACGGUUCAUCACAGCAGCCUGCUAGAAGAGGCCAUGGAGCAGCGGCGAGUGAGCGUCGCCAAGGGGGGCGUAGUUUGCAGUCUGGCUGCGCGAGCCACGGUGCUGGCCGCAGCCAACCCCGCCGCUGGGAGCUACAACAGAUCUAAAACUGUGGCUGAAAACUUGAAACUCAACUCUGCAUUGUUAUCGAGAUUCGAUUUAGUGUUUAUCUUAUUAGAUCAGCCAGACGAGAAAAUAGACGCCAUGUUAUCUGAGCAUGUGUUGGCACUACAUUCGGGCUCAAACAAUAAGCGGAAAGCGGGCACUAGUUCUAGCAAAAAUAAUGCUGAUAUUGAAUCGAGUCAGACGGAUGAUGAUAUUUCGUUAAGCAAAAGACUACGCCUCAAACCCGGCGAAGUGAUCGACACUUUGCCAUUAGUUUUACUCCGCAAAUACAUAGCGUACGCAAGGAGGUACGUGCACCCCAAGCUGAGCGCGGAGGCGGCCAGCUUGCUGCGGAACUUCUACCUGGAGCUGCGGCAGAAUCAUCAGGGCGUCUGUAAUGAUGGCGCGCCGAUCACCACCAGGCAGCUUGAGGCUUGCAUUAGACUGACACAGGCUCGCGCGAGGGUGGAUCUACGCGAGGAGGCGACAGCUCGGGAUGCGAAUGACGUCAUAAGCCUGGUAAAGCACAGCCUAGUGGACACGUUUUCUGAUGAAUUCGGCAACAUACAACUGUCGCGAUCUAUCAACGGAUCUGGCGUCAGCUCACGCUGUAAGGUUAAGAAAUUUCUAGAAGUUUUGGGUAGGCGAUCUCAUCAGCUAGGCAAAGAUGUGUUCACCAGACAGGAGUUAAAAGAUAUACACAAAUCUGCAGGCAUCGCUGGCGAUCCGAACGAUCUCAUCGAAGCUAUGCACAUCCAUUCAUACUUAUUGCUCAAGGGUCCUAACACUUAUCAGUUAGUUGCCAUGUAAAUGAUUAUUUCUUAUUAAUAAAUUA
This is a messenger RNA of Bicyclus anynana (squinting bush brown), 2913 nucleotides long. RefSeq names its product DNA helicase MCM8. Gene Ontology annotation, biological process: DNA replication. Gene Ontology annotation, cellular component: nucleus; MCM complex. NCBI's taxonomy places the organism in Eukaryota, Metazoa, Arthropoda, Insecta, Lepidoptera, Nymphalidae. Gene Ontology annotation, molecular function: ATP hydrolysis activity; single-stranded DNA binding; single-stranded DNA helicase activity. The record is from RefSeq and is a predicted model, not a curated record. The transcript has 15 exons. Bases 186 to 2888 code for a protein of 900 amino acids.